Molecule: messenger RNA, 2116 nt
Organism: Anopheles funestus (African malaria mosquito)
Lineage: Eukaryota; Metazoa; Arthropoda; Insecta; Diptera; Culicidae
Exons: 2
Coding region: 893-2014 (373 amino acids)
Source: RefSeq, a predicted model, not a curated record
CCCUAAUGAAGUUGUGGUAUGAUUUAAAUACUCUUUGCUUCUUACGACUAUCUUCAAUCAAUGGUCAAAAAUGAUAGUGUAAUUUUUUUAAUAGUUUUAGUAGUAAUUUACGUUCAGUUGGCGGCCCAAAUGAGAUGGGCGAAGACAUACUCGCGUAAUGUGUUGAUCAUUCUUAUCAGUGAACUAGCAUUGUUCAUUGCCAAAUGAACAUUUGAUAUUUUGCCAAGAUGCUGGAGAAUACUACCAAUGUUUGUUUCUUUGACCUUCUGGCUCGUGUUUUCUGUGGUUUCGAAUCAGUUUUCUUGGAAAUCUAUUUUAAAUCUGUUGUGUUACCAAAUCCUUCUUGGAAUCGGCUUAGACAUCGUUCUGAAGUUCAAAUCAUACAUUGUCGAAAAUGUUGAGACUAACGCCGAAAGGUUAUCAUUAAGGGCUGACUCCUACCGAAGUUGUGGUAUGAUUUAAAUACUUUUUCCUUCUUAAAACUAUCUUUAAUCAAUGGUCAAAAAUGAUAGUGUAAUUUUUUUAAUAGUUUUAGUAGUAGUUUAUGUUCAGUUGGCGGUCCAAAUGAGAUGGGCGAAGACAUACUCGCGUAAUGUGUUGAUCAUUCUUAUCAGUGAACUAGCAUUGUUCAUUGCCAAAUGAACAUUAGAUGUUUUACCAAGAUGCUGGAGAAUCAGUUUUCUUGGAAAUCUUUUUUAAAUCUCGUGGUGUUACUAAAUCCUUCUUGGAAUCGGUUUAGAAAUCGUUCUGAAGUUCAAAUCAUACAUUCUCGAAAAUGUUGAGGUUAACGCCGAAAGGUUAUCAUUAAGGGUUGUACGUGAAAUUCGUGAUCACUAAUGGUCGUCGUCGGUUCAGUUUAAAUCUGGAACGGUAAUCGUGCUGACGUCUUGGAAUGUUUCACGGAAGUUGGAUUGUUUCGUCGUGGAUCGUGGUGCUUUUGGCACAACAGGACCUUGCUGAAACCUCACCGAAAAGUGUUUCAAUUCCGAGCGUUUGUUUCAACGGGGCAUACGAUAAUGUGGGAAAUUGUGUUUGCAAUCCCGGUUUCAGUGAAUACAAGGGCAACUGUUUUUUAACUAGCGUUUCAUCGUCCUGCCCAUCGGGUUCUAUAUUAUGGAAUGGAAAUUGUCAACCAAAAGCUCUUCCACCGAUGCAGGAUAUAAUUCCAGCGAAGCACACGUACGUCGUUGUGCCUCCGUUGCGUGUUUCGUUAUUGAGCCCGAAUCAGACAGAUCCACUCGAUCCGACAUUCACAGAGGAGGCAGCAUCAGAUGAUGAAGAGGGCGAAGAGGACCACGUGUAUAUGCCACCGGUUCGAGAUCAUUAUUUUAACGUGAGCUACCAGAAAAUUGUUAACAACCAUAAUGUUAUUAAUAACGAUACGACUCAUAACACGCACAACGUGAAUAACGUCGUAGUUCACUUAACCCGCAAAAAACCAAACGGUGUCAUAAAAACGGUGGUGAUAAGAAAUAAUGAAACGACCGUAUAUGAAGAAGAACCGAGUGAAAAGCAUUCUACUAAAACAGAUGAUUCCAAAAAAGAGGACUGCCCAGAGGAACCUACUACAACGCAAGCGCCCAUCGAGAAUGUAACAUGUUGUACGAUCGUUUCUCCGAGAGUUUGCCGAAAGCAGACGGACGAGUGGGUUUGCUUUCACCGGAAGCAGUACGUAUGCAGCAAGUUUUGCACCGCAAAGAUAAUGUAUUUAAGACCUAGGGAACCAAGGUACCGAGAUCCUUGGCUGAUUAUGCCACCGAUGAAGAACCCCUUCGCACGAUUAAAUCUUUGCCAUUCGGGAGUGUGCCCCCGACCAGAUUGUUCCGGUUGUCUUCGAGGAAGGAGCCAGUGCCAUCCGAUGUGUUAUACGUACGACUGCAUGCAGGACGAUAGCUGCCACUAUAUUGAUCAGAAGUUGAUCUGCAAUGAUAAACCGAUGCAGGUAUGUGCGCUGCUGGAUGAUGAAGCUAUCGCAAUGCAACCACCACAAAACCAAACAAAACCAAUUGAAUAACUUAUAGAUAGGGUGAUGCUUUGUGAAUGCGCGAGGCACACUAAUAAUUAGUUACUUUAAGAAAAUUACACAAUAAAAUAAUCGUCCUCGUCGAUUUUAAAG